AUAGCUGCGGAGCGCUUGACUGACUGGAUCUGGGCUCGAAGGGCUGGAGCAGACGCUCCAUGGACGCCGUAUAGAAACACACACCGCAUGCAAGGUUGACCAACGUUCUCCAGGAUGUCUGAGGCCUUCUGAAACAGGCUGCUGGGGUGUGUGGAGGAGCAGUAGGGGAAAGAGCGUGCACUAUGGGUGACGGAGGCCCCCUACAUACAGAGGGGAAUGCCCUCCUGAAGGCGGUCUUCCAGGGUAAGCUAAGGUUGGCUCGCCUGCUGCUUGAAGGGGGCGCCUACAUCAAUGAGGGAAAUGAGCGUGGGGAGACACCCAUAGUUGCAGCCUGCUUGGCAGGAUACGAGGACCCCCAGAACCGCCACAAAAUGGUGCGCUACCUCUUGGAGAAGGGUGCCGACCCCAACAUCCCCGACAAGUCUGGCCGGACGGCUUUAAUGCAUGCCUGUGCUGAACAGGCUGGUAAGGAGGUAGUAUCUUUGCUCCUGGAGUAUGGGGCUGAUCCGAGCCUCAAAGACUACUCGGGAUCCUCUGCUCUGGUCCACGCCAUCAACAAAGGGGACCGGGCGACCUUGCAGAUCCUGCUGGAUGCCUGUAAGGCCAAAGGAAAAGAAGUUAUUAUCAUCACUACUGAUACUUCCCCCUCGGGCACCAAAAAGACCAAGCAAUACCUCAACUCACCACCCUCUCCUGGAGUGGUUGACAAGCUCACCCCGGUGUCCUGUAUGUCACCCUCAGAGGUAGAGAUCCGUACCUCUGGCUCUCCAGGUAACGACCAUGAGGAGGAAGAAGGCAUUUUCACCUUUGCUGUUCAGCCUGCUUUACUUCUGCCUGGUGCUCGCCCCCCUGGGGAGAAGAAGGCUCCCCCUCGCAAGCUUCUUAAACGGUUGAACUCGGAGCCUUGGGGGCUGGUGGCCCCCUCAGUCUUAAGUGGGGCAGUCAAAGAUAUAGGAGAUGGAGAGCUAGAGGAGGAGGAGAAAGUCAUUACUGAAAUGAACGGCUUGUCCAUCUCGGGCCCUGGGAGGCCUCCUCUGUCUCGCAGACACAGUAUUGAAACACAUGACCCUUGUUCCCCAAAACUCAUUGACCGUUCAUGCUCAGAGGACUGUGCCACCCUCUCUACCUCCUCUUGGGCAGACAAGGUACAACAGCACCAGAUUCUUUACCGCAGGAACACCGCACCCGAAUCCCAGGAGACAGCAGUACCAGUGUCAGUUGCAAUUCGUGCUCUGGCUCAUCCAAAACUGACGCGAAUGGAGCACUAUGAGUCGGACACACACCUCUGCCCUGAGUCCAUCCCGGGCUCUCCAGAUUCUGGCCGUGUGUCGGUAGAGCGCCGCAAGUACAAUGCCUCACCGCUCUCUCUGCUCACCAGCUCCUCCCGGGAGUCCUUGGACAGCAUUCCCAACUCCGUGUCUCCCAUCACCAUGCGACGCCGGCCUCCAGGGCUUCUGGAGCGCAGAGGGUCUGGAACCCUUCUCCUAGACCACAUCUCCCACACCCGACCUGGAUUCCUCCCACCACUCAAUGUCAACCCUCAGAGGCCUAUCCCUGACAUUCGAGCUAAUGGUAAGCCCACUUCCCCAGUCCACUCAGGGCAUAAAAUCUUGGUGCCGGUGGCCCCAAGCUCUCCAAAGCGUGGCCCUGACUUCAAGCUUAAAAAGAAGCUAAUGAGGAGACACUCCAUGCAAACAGAGCAGAUGAAGCAGCUGUCCACUUUCCAGGAGAUCUUGGCGGAAAAGGUGAUAGAGUUUACUGGGGAUUGA
Scleropages formosus (Asian bonytongue) is the source of this 1769-nucleotide messenger RNA. It is a transcript of the gene ankrd34a, whose product is annotated as ankyrin repeat domain 34A. NCBI's taxonomy places the organism in Eukaryota, Metazoa, Chordata, Actinopteri, Osteoglossiformes, Osteoglossidae. The coding region runs from base 183 to 1769 and encodes 528 amino acids. The transcript has 2 exons. Gene Ontology annotation, molecular function: protein binding. The record is from RefSeq and is a predicted model, not a curated record.